AUGAACUCCAUCUCCGUCACCCCGGACCGAGCGUCAGGGGCGCUCAACACCCCCGACUCAGACCCUACACCAGCGUCACCCGGCCGUCGGCCCAAGAUCAAGUCGACCGCCUGCAACCGCUGCCAUGCCCGCAAGGUCAAGUGCUCCGGCGGCCGACCUUGCGAGAACUGUCGUCAGGCGAGCAAGGCCGUCGACU
Molecule: messenger RNA, 196 nt
Organism: Verticillium nonalfalfae
Lineage: Eukaryota; Fungi; Ascomycota; Sordariomycetes; Glomerellales; Plectosphaerellaceae
Exons: 1
Biological process (GO): regulation of DNA-templated transcription
Molecular function (GO): zinc ion binding; DNA-binding transcription factor activity, RNA polymerase II-specific
Source: RefSeq, a predicted model, not a curated record